Cladocopium goreaui is the source of this 276-nucleotide messenger RNA. The record is from the annotation of a GenBank genome assembly. NCBI's taxonomy places the organism in Eukaryota, Dinophyceae, Suessiales, Symbiodiniaceae.
AUGAAAGAUCGCACUGACAUUUUUGCCAGGGCGCGCGUGCGUGGAACCGUUUGUUUGCCCACCUCCUUCGUCUUCACACCCGGCCGUCGCCCGGCGCCCCACGGCGCCGUCCGCGAUGUCCGCGCCGUCGCAAAGCCGACAGAGGACCAGGAGGCGCGUUUGGAGCUGGAGCGCGAGAUAGCGCGGAAAGCGGCCUUCGAAGAGGCUUUGGAGGCCGAAAGAGCCAGCUACGAAGCCGAGCUGGCACGGAAGACCCAGGAGGCCGAGGAUCGACAG